Messenger RNA from Rhopilema esculentum, 3356 nucleotides. Lineage: Eukaryota; Metazoa; Cnidaria; Scyphozoa; Rhizostomeae; Rhizostomatidae. The record is from RefSeq and is a predicted model, not a curated record.
UCGAAAACGAGACGAAGACAACAGGCUAGUAGUUGACAGUGAUAUUUGACUGGUAAAACGGACAAACUUCAGAAAGAAUGUCUAAAAGGAGAUGAUGCAGGUUUCCCAAACUGAUUGAAUUACCGGGCGUAGUUUGGUAGUGAAGUCAAGACCUCAGUCUGUUAUUGCUCAUGACAAAAGCAAGUGACUUGUGUUAAUGAGACACAUUAUCUCCAUCGUCACUUUUGUGAAAACGGCCUAUAAGACAGGCCACAUUAGUUUCAAACACGCCUACUGAAAAUUCAAAAUAUAGCGCAGGCAAGUAGCUCUGUCUUUUCGUCGCACAUCGUGUGUGGUGAUGUAGCUGAUGAAAUUGAAGAGACAAAAGUCAAUGGCAUAGGCUAUUGCUCAGAACAACAAGGUUUCCACGACGUCCUCAGUUUCCACACAAAAAAGCCUGGGGAAAGUAGGAUGGAAUUUGCUGAGCUAAUCAAGACAACUAGGGUUGAUAAUGUUAUUUUAAGAAGGCAAAGUAGCAGCCUUGUCGAGGGGACAUUGUGCCUUACAAGUCAUCAUUUGAUAUUUUCAUCAAGGGUUUCGGAGAAAGAUGAAUUAAUGCUCUUGUACAUGGCAAUCGAAGAUGUUCAGAAGAAGAUUGCAGGGUACAAUGGAACUAUAAAUAUCAUUUGUAAAGACUUCACUUCUUUCAAACUGCGAAUACCAGGUGCUGAGAAUUGUCUCAAUGUUGCUGCUUCCAUUGAAGCACUAUCCACUUUAGAGAAUCAGACCUGGUACUACCCCUUCUUUCAUCGGCUGGAUUUCAUCAUCACUGAAAAUGGUUGGGAUGCAUUCAGUCCUGAAGUAGAGCUGAAAAACUUAAUUGAUGGCAGCGAUAGCUGGAGGAUCUGUUCUCUAAACAAUGAAUUCAAAAUCAGUCUCUCUUACCCAGAACUAAAUAUUGUACCAAAAGCUGUCACAGAUGAUCUGAUUUUGAAGUCAUCAUAUUUCCGUUUUGAAGGAAGAUUUCCAAUUCUUGCAUUUUUGAAUAGGAAAAAUAAGGUGCCUCUUCUGAGAUCUUCACAGCCACAGCCUGGGCAUCAAGGGAAACGUUGCAAAGAAGAUGAAAAGUUUCUGAGUACUAUACUGCAAGGUCAUUCCAAGAAAGGCUUUAUUUUUGAUACCAGGUCAAGGUCUGUUAUUAGUGCACAUAAAAGCAAAGGAGGUGGCAGCGAAUCAGAAUCAAAGUAUCCUCAAUGGAAGAGAGUAAUUCUUGGAAUUGAUCAGUAUAUUUCUCUUCCGGAUAGCAUUGGAAAAUUACAUGCUGCCUGUGCUGACAAAAAGACUGGAGCUUGGCUAUCAAAUUUAGAGAGCAGUGGUUGGUUAACCACGGUUGAGGCUGUUUUGACUGCUGCAGUGAAAAUUGCAGAGCAAAUUGACACCCAUGAUACUCCUGUACUUGUUCAUGAAGAUAAUGGAAUGGACAUCACUCUUGUGCUGACAUCAUUAGUACAAAUACUUCUCAAUCCUGAAAGUAGGACAAUCAGGGGUCUUCAAAGUCUUAUUGUCCGUGAAUGGCUUUGGGCUGGACAUCCUUUUGCAAGUCGAAACAUGAAAUUGGGUGUGAGCCUUGCAAGGUAUAAAGGCCAAGGAAGUGUGUUCCUGUUAUUUCUAGAUACACUUCAUCAGAUCAUCAGCCAGUAUCCAUCAUCUUUCGAAUAUGGCGAGGAUCUUCUUUGCUUUCUAAGUUUCCAUUCAUAUGCAUCACCAUAUGGGACCUUUUUAUUCAAUAAUGAAUCUGAAAGAAAGAGAGAGAAAGUAUCUUCUAAGACUAUUUCAGUGUGGUCCUAUCUCAACCAGCCCAAAAUUCUACAGAGUUUUGUAAAUCCUCUAUAUGAAUAUAAUGAUGGACCGUUAUGGCCAUCAGUAGCCCCUCCAAGUUUGAAUAUCUGGUCUUUGAUGUUCCUUAAAUGGGCAGUAAGUUCCACUCCACGGAAAAAAGUUCAAGAUCAAGCUGUGAAAAUGAAAGAGCAGAAUACAAAAUUGAAGGAACAAGCUUAUCAGCUUCAAAGGGAGUACCUUGAGCUACAAAAAGAAAUAGUUGCAAUCUUUGGUGGUGAAAAUGAUGAAAAACAUCUUUCAGAGUAAUAAUUUCAAAUGACCAGUGGGCUUAAUUUUUUUACAAUUGUAAUGUCAGACGUCAGAAUGACAAAAUAAUUCAGAGUAAUAAUUUCAGAUGACCAUUGGGUAUAAUUUUUACAAUUGUAAUGUCUAAUGUCUGAAUUGCAAAGUAUUUCGGAGCAAUUUUGCAAAUCUUAUCAGUUGCUUUAUUUUAAUGCCUUUAUUAAAAUUUGUAAUUAUUGCAGCACAAUCAAUAAUAGUUUUGUUUGUAAGCAAUUUCUGUAAUUGUUUAAUAGUGAAUUUCUGGUAUUGUGGUUCUCUGCAAUACUAAUAUUUCAUGACAAUAAACUGUUCCUUAAAGAUUCAUACAUACCAUUAAUUUAAGCAUACAAUUUGACUUAAAAGGCCAGGUAUUAAGACAAGAUGGCAAAGGCAAAGUGAAAAGAUCGUGUUUAUAAAGCUCUCUCAAACAUUCUUAAUGAUGAUAUCUAUUAAUUUUGUUUCAAUUAAAAAAUAAAAACAAUAAAAUAACUCAUUCAAUCAAAUUUUGCAAAACAUAAUCAUGAGUGAUGCUGUAAAAGACAGGUAACUGCGCAUGAAAGAAUUAACUUGUAGAUUGAUUCUAGUAACCAUGUUUUUCUAAUCCAUAGCUUUGUUUGCAUUUCUCCAUUUUUUUGUUUAAACAUCAAUAAUUGUCUGUAGGUUUUGCAGCAAUGUUUAGAUGCACAGCCAUUUAUGUUUAGCUUUACACAAAAUUAUAUCUGGGCAAUCUCCUGUUGAGCAAAUCCCCUGUCAGGUUCCAUCUAUCAGGUUUGCAAAAUGCAAGAUAUAUUUCUACAAAUAAACAAACAUCUCACUUUGGAGAGAAAAAUAGACAUUUUUACAUCUAGCUUAAAAGUUUUCUCCAUAACCCAACCAGCGCUCCAUUAAAAAUUAAGCAUGGUACUGUUAAGCAUCUUAGAAUUUUGUAUUUUCAUUGGUUUCAAAUUUAUUGCAAGGUUGUGUUUACAAAUAAUCCAUCUUGAAUUUUGAAUUGUUUAAUAAAGCUGUAUUCUGGUAAACUAAAUAUGCUGGCCUUUAGACCAAAUUGUAAUGACAUCAAACAUACUUUCAAAUCUGUUGACAGAGAUUAUUUCUUGCUGUUUACUAAUUCACUGCACAUAAUGUUUUAUAGAAUAAUCAUAGUAUCUUUAUGUUUUAUGAAUUACAAUUUUUAUUAAUUUAAUCACAGAAUUACAAAUUUCCUUGAUCUUAGGUGA